Messenger RNA from Lachancea meyersii CBS 8951, 2958 nucleotides. Lineage: Eukaryota; Fungi; Ascomycota; Saccharomycetes; Saccharomycetales; Saccharomycetaceae. The record is from the annotation of a GenBank genome assembly.
AUGCCUGUUUUGGGCGAAAUCCCGGUCGAUUUUGAUGUCAUAGAGAGAGAAAAGGAAAAUAUCAUGCCUCUGCGAUCUGGCAGAUCAGCACUGACACUUUCCAAGAGCAUUGGCGGGAAAGCGUUCAAUUCGGAUGCCCCGAACGUGGAUUUGAUAGCAGAGCAGAGAUUGGAGUUUGAAAAACGGCUGCUUCAGGAGCUGGAAGAUCUAGACGAUCCUUUGGAGCUCUUUUUACAGUAUAUUACGUGGAUCAACAAUGCAUAUCCACAAGGCGGGCAAUCCAAACAAAGUGGGAUGUUGGAGGUGCUAGAACGAUGUCUCAUGUAUUUUCGCGAUUUUGGAACCUACAAAAAUGACCCUCGAUACGUGAAGAUGUGGAUGUGGUACCUGGAACUUUUCGCGGGCUCCGCUGCAGAAAGACAGAGCUUGUACGUGUACAUGAAACGGAAACAGAUUGGUUCAUCUCUGUCACUUUUCUACGAGAGUUUGGCCUCGUUUCUAGAGCAGCAGAAACAGUAUUCGCAAGCCAGAGACAUUCUCCAGAGGGGUAUCGAAACUAACGCUAGACCGCUGGCAAGACUGCGAAAAACGCUGCAAAAAUUUGACGAAGUAAUGAAAGACUCGAACAUCAAGAUCCAGGAGGUUGCCAGCGGAGAAAGCAUCUUGGACCUUAACCUCACAAGCAUUUUGGGAAGGAACAGGGUCCAAAUUCAACACGCGGGUCAAGACACACCCGUAGUCCGCCCUUCCUCGUUCAAGCACGCUAUAUUCAAGGACAUGAAUGAAGCUAAUCCAGAUGACAAUCUGCGAACAGAAGGGUGGGAUUUCCUAGAUUCCAAACAUCAGCGAAAUAAAGAAAAUGAGAUGAAUAAACAACUGCUUGUCUCGGGCUCCAACGUCGGAGUACUCAAACAGACCGACCCUACCAAAACAUCUACAAACAGACUAGCGAUUUUCAAUGACGCCACAGGCAGAAGUGGGCCUAUUUACAAGAUCUUGGAGAUUCCAGGUCGGAAACCCGAACAAGUAGAUUGCAACUUUGACUUGAUAUACCCCGGCAACAAUGAGGAGUAUUGCAUUGAAGAGCGGCUCGCAAUGGCUCGAAGUGUUUAUCAUAAGAUGAAGAGCCCGAAAAGGCCGUUGAGUGCGGAAAGUAAUAACCCACAAGAAAGGAAAAGGGAAUUGAAGAAACUAAAGCUGCCGCUUCGCGAAAAAACGGCGCCUAUAGUACACUCUUUACCAGAUGGUCGCGAAGUCGAGGGUUCACCGGAGGAGAUGAAUGUACAGAAAUACCAAAAAAUCGAAAGGACGUCCAUCCUUCCACUUAAAGACGAGUCAAACGAAAAACACGUACCUUCCAAAAAAACUGCCCCAAACUCCCCUACAAUGACUCUUUACUCUAAGGAUGCCAUCAAUGAAGUUUAUUCGAUGUUCAACCAGAACUUCUCCAUACCCCAGCCUGCCAUUGAUAACGACGAUACUACCAGCAAAUUUGCAAUGUUCGAAAACUUCACUCAGGAAUUCACUCGCAAACAUAUGGACGACCUCACAGAGACGAAACAGGAGCUUCAGCAAGAGCACGGCGAGAAAACGCCUCAUAAAGAUCAAAAUCCCGAGGCCGAUGCAAUCACCGGCAAGGAAAAUACCACCCCUUCGUACAAAAGCAAGCUUCAAGAAUAUAUGACUCCAAUUCAGGAGAGGACUGAAGGUAAUUUCAAUGUGAAUCUCGCCCUUCACCAAUUAAAUGAUGUCACAACAAUAGGAAAGAAGAAUGAUACCAUGGCUGUGUAUACAGCCGAAAGUUCACCUUUUCUAACGCAGCCGCGAAGCUUGGGCGAUGCGCUCACACCCACUCCGCUGAUCAUUACCAACCCUUUGAGCGAUGAAAUCAGACAUGCACAGCUGCAAAACAUCAAUCCACCCCUCUCUGCCUACGAGACUUUCUACCAGUACAACCAGUCGCUAAAAAUGAGUGCUCUAUUACGCAAAAUUCACACUGUCUCUAAGAAUGCCAACAAAAAUCCAAUUGUCGACUUCAAAAAGACAAAUGACUUGUAUUGCAUCAGGUCACAGCUGGGGGAAGGUGGCUACGCAACAGUGUAUCUGGCAGAGUCGAGCACAGGGUCAUUAAAGGCACUCAAAGUCGAAAAGCCUGCAAGCAUAUGGGAGUUUUACAUUCUAAAACAAGUGCAACAGAGGCUUGAUGGGCAGCCUGUUUUGGACUCUAUUAUAAACGUUGACUCUUUGCAUUGCUUUGAAGACGAGAGCUAUCUGGUCUUGAACUAUGCGAGCCAGGGUACGAUACUAGACCUAAUCAAUCUAGAAAAAGAGCGAAAUGGUGGACCCUUGGACGAAACUUUAUGCAUGUAUUUCGCUGUGGAGCUAAUGAAGGUUUUAGAAUGUAUCCACGAUGUUGGAAUAAUUCAUGGCGACUUGAAACCUGAUAAUUGCAUGGUCAGAUUCGAAGAAAGCUCACAGUCACUCUCAGACUAUAAACAAGGAGUUGGUUGGGACAAAAAGGGUGUUUACCUGAUCGAUUUCGGCAGAUCCUUCGACCUCACAUUGGUGCCUGUUGGGGCUAAAUUCAAAGCAAACUGGAAAACUGACCAACAAGACUGUCCCGAGAUGCGAGAGGGGCGUGCAUGGACUUACGAAGCAGAUUACUACGGUCUGGCCGGGAUAAUUCACGCGAUGUUAUUCGGAAGAUUUAUCGAGACGCGGGCGUUACCAGAUCAGCAAUAUGCUUUGACCCAUAGCUUCAAGAGGUAUUGGAGACAGGAUAUUUGGCGUCCUCUUUUUGACGUGCUUUUGAACAGUAGUACACAAGAACGAUUGCCCAUCACGACGAAAAUGAGAGAACACCGAGUAAGCCUAGAGAAUGCCUUGGAGGAAAACGGACAUCGUCUUAGAGCCCAUGUUCUAAGCCUACAGUCAGACUUGUUGAAAUUCAAGAAGUAA